Engraulis encrasicolus (European anchovy) is the source of this 5439-nucleotide messenger RNA. RefSeq names its product CUE domain containing 1b (gene cuedc1b). The record is from RefSeq and is a predicted model, not a curated record. The transcript has 11 exons. NCBI's taxonomy places the organism in Eukaryota, Metazoa, Chordata, Actinopteri, Clupeiformes, Engraulidae. Gene Ontology annotation, molecular function: ubiquitin binding. Bases 678 to 1955 code for a protein of 425 amino acids.
UUUUCCCAUCGCACCGUUUUAACAAACACGGACCAUGCACACCAUGGAAAUUCUCCCGUUGACACACUUUACUGUGCUUCAAUGGACUGCGGUAUUGGAAUCUCAAGUUGUCUGACCUUCGACAUUGGUGCAGAGGAGAUCAUGAUGGGAUGUUGCUGAUGCCUGACCAGCCCAAGUCUGAAGACACCGUUUGACCUCCCCCCCCUCCUCUCUCUCGCUCUCUUUCUCUCUCUCUCUCUCUCACUCACUCACUCUCUCUGUUCAUCUUUCCUCUGGAGCGACUCGUCCACCUCAGCCAGAUUGGAUGCAGCUGAUCAACAAGCAGAGGAAGAGAAAGAAAAGAGGCUUGCGGCUUCUUCUCUCCCUCUCCCUCCGAGGGACUGACUGCCAUGCGCCGGGGACAAUGAGGGGCUGAGAGGAACGAGCGUUGUGAACGCCGGAGCGUAGUGUGUGCUGUGCUGUGCUGUGCUGUGCGAGCGUGACAGAGAGGAAGUUGAGGAGCGAAAGAGUGGAGAAGCGAGUGAGCAGGCAAGUGAACGAGUUGGAAAAGGGACGCAGAGAGAGAGAGAGGCACUGGGAGAGGAACGGGAAACUGUCGCCGCUGUUUUCACUGUUGGUGCCAGUCUGUCCGACCAGCCAGCCUGCCAACCAGCUAGCCAGCGAUUGGAGCUGCUACUAUGACCAGUCUGUUCAGACGCAGCAGCAGCAAUGGGGGAUCUCGAAGUGGCUCCGGCGGCGGCAGCGGUGGCGGUUCCUCCGGCGGCUCCUCUGGCCCCGGGGGCGAGCUCAACAACAGCCGGCCUCCGCGGCAGGUGCGGCGGCUGGAGUUCAACCAGGCCAUGGAGGACUUCAAGGUCAUGUUCCCCACCAUGGACUACGAGGUGAUCGAGUGCGUGCUGCGCUCCAACAGCGGGGCGGUGGACGCCACCAUCGACCAGCUGCUGCAGAUGAGCAUCGACGGCCAGGGCUCGGACGACAGCUCCGACUCCGACGACAGCAUACCGCCAGAGAUCCUGGAGCGCACUCUGGAGCCCGACAGCUCGGACGAGGAGCCGCCCCCUGUCUACUCGCCGCCCACCUAUGAUAUGCACAUCUACGACCGGAAGUACCCCGGCACGCCCUACACCCCCCCGCCCAGGUUUGAGGAACGGCCGCCACCAGGUCACAGACAGAUUCGUCGUAGCUAUCGGAAUUGGAAUCCACCGCUACUAGGCAACCUGCCCGAUGACUUCCUCCGAAUUCUUCCUCAGCAGAUGGACAGCAUCCAGAGGUCUCAGAGCAGCACUCUCUCCCAACCGGCCUCCUCUUCCUCCUCCUCCACACUGUCGUCCGUGCCUCCCCAGCAGACGGCGCCCUCUAGUGGAGGUGGCUGUGGUAGUGCUGGCGGCAGUGGUGGUGGUGGUGGCGGUGGGGCAGGGGAAGGUGGUGGUGAUGUUGCAGGCGGCGUGACGACGGAGCAGGAGCGCCGCACCAAGCAGUACCUGGAGGACGAGCGCAUCGCCCUCUUCCUGCAGAACGAGGAGUUCAUGAGGGAGCUGCAGAGGAACAGGGAGUUCCUCAUCGCCCUCGAGAGAGAUCGUUUGAAGUAUGAAUCAAAGAAAUCCAGGGCCAGUCACUCUUCAGGCGGCAUGGAGAACUCCACUGCAGGUGAGGCCUCAGGCUCCAUGGAGGCAUGCACGGCUGUGUCCGACGACGCCAUGUUUCGUGACAAGCUCAAACACAUGGGAAAAUCGACACGAAAAAAGCUGUUUGAGAUCGCACGGACCUUCUCAGAGAAGACGAAAAGAAGAAAGUCCAAAAGGAGAACACUACUCAAACAUCAUUCACUUGGAACAGCAAACUCCACAGCAAACCUUCUGGAUGAUGUGGAAGGAAGUCCCUAUGAAGAAGAUGGUCAGCUGAAAAGACUGGUUACUCAGGAAGAGGAGGAACCACAGAAGGACACUACAUCAUGAUGUGUGCCAGGCAUUCUGUACUGUAGGUUGGUAUCCCUGGUGGUCCGGGAAGACUGCUGGUGCGGUGUGGUCCCACCGCUCUCGGGAUCACGCUCUCCUCCACCCAGAGCCCCACCACCACCACCACCACCACCAAUCCCAGGUUAGCCUGUGAGAUGAGAGCUGAGAGAGAGAGAGAGCGAACGUUCAGUAAAAAGGCAGCCCUCCUACAGGCUUAGAACUAUUGUUUAACGGCAUAUUACUCUUAUAAUUACUGUAUCAUAACAAUUUGUUAAUAUAUGAUUUUGUAUGUAUAAAAAAGAGAGUAGUCAUUUUUUUUUGAAAAUCAUUAUUUUAUAAUUACUCCUUUGAAAGCCCAUUUAUAGUGAAAUGAACAUCAAGUAGUCAUUUUGUUUAUUGAAUUUUGUGUUCCUGUUUGUGUUCCAUGCCUUUUGUAAACCUUGCUAUCAUGAUGUUUGGUUUGUUUUGUUUUUCUUCUUUUAGUUGGUAAAGCGAUAGUUCCCGAGUGGUUAGCAAACAGAUCAAGGUCUUAUUCAGAAAACAUCUAUGAUGGCAGCUGGCAUCUAAAAGUGGCAUCCGAAAGGGUAUGAAGUGAAGUGAUAGGCUAUGAGUUCAUGACCAUGAGCUAGUUAUAGCAAGAGACCCUAUUUCUUUGGGCGUAUGUGCGGUAUAGCAUGUUGUUCAGUCCGAACAGGAAUGGAACAAAAUGUUGGGAAUUAUGAAAAAUGCGGGGGGCUUAUCACACUUGCUGUUUUCCAGAGAUUGGCCAGUUUUUUUUAUUUUCAGUUUGUCUGUACAAGGUUAAACGUUUUUGUUUUUUUUACAGGCUUAGACCUUGAAUUCUUUUCUUUCACACUGUUACCAUAUGAAGCGUUCUACCUGGGGAUACACCGUGUUACAAUGUGUCAUCCCUUUUAGAAAUAAGCAAGUCACCAGUAUGCCUUUUUCGACCAGCUUCCCUGUUGUUUAAUGCAUUGAACUACUGGACAUCUAUCUGCAUUUCCUAUUAAUAGAACUCCAAUGUCCUUUCGCUGUGUCAGUGCCGCACCGCAGAAGCACAGCAAGUGCGGCGGUGGUUUGGUAAUGCAGCCCCGGUGAAGUACCAGGACUGCUGGUCUCUUGUGGGCAGCGAAGGGGGCACAUAGACAGCGCCGCCACCAUCACCACCGCUGCUGAUUAAAGGGCACAGACAUGCUGCUCAUAAACAACACGUGUGCAGGAGAUUGUUUACAUUGCACACAGUUUUUUUUUUUUUUUGUCUAUCAGUGUUAACAGCCUGUCCUCAGCUCUUGGCCUUCCAAGUGUGGCCCGGAAUGACAUCGACUCACUCAACCGCAGAGCACACUUGGCCGAUUAAAAGAAAUCACACACAAAACCAUGUGCUGCUGAAGUGUACUUUUUCUUCGCUUCGCUGCAUUUCAUGUUUUUCCUUUUUUCUUCUUUUUUUUAAGCCAGUAAACCUCCUGUAAAAUAUGAAGGGUAGGAGAAGCAUUCAACCGUGCACUGCCAUAUCUGUUGUAAACAUUUCUAUCAGUUUCCUUUCAAGACAAGAACUUGCCCUAAUUCAAGGAAAACGACAUUUAGUAUUUAUAUGAUGCAAGGCUGUUUCAUUCUAAUAACAGAUUUGAAAAUUCACAAAUAAACUUUACCAGAUAUGGAUGUCUUUUUUUUUGUACGUGUUUUACAAAGUCAAAGGGAAAGCCUAUUAUCUGAGAAGCAAGAGUGUUGAAGUGUUGAGUUGAACUGUCUUGUGAUAUGUAUGAGUCUGUGUAGCAGACAAGGUUAUAUAGGGUAUAGUUUGCAACCUUGGUUUGCCUUUUUUGUUAAGAGCCCAGUUGAAGCCAUGUGUGUAACUUUUCCCCCCAGAGGUGUUAGCAAUGCUGCAAGUAAUAAUAAAAAAAGAUGGAGGAGUGCUCUGAGAGAGUACCUGAUACUAAGAGAAAGAACACAUGUUUGGAAUGUCUACAGAUUGACUUGGAAGUUGUGUCAUGCCCACUGUGAUGGUAGUGUAAGGGAACCAUACUGUGCUCGACUGGUAAAAUGCCACCUCGAUAGAUGAGAGAUGGUAACCGUAAAUUCAACUGACUGAUCACUUCAUCCAGCCUAUGUCCCUGCCCCAUGGCGAAACAUUUCUGACUAAAACCGCACUUGUUUACAAGAAACCAAAAAGUCUUCCUGCGUCAUAGUGUCAUCCAAACAUUUUGUAUGUGUGUUCUUCUGCUGGCAUAGAUAUCUUUCCUGGUAUUAAAAUGGGCAGAGGAAGCACUUGUUUGGAGGUAUACGCCUUAUAUCAACAUAACUCAAUCACUCUUAGCAGUUGAAAUCAGAAACAUGGAUGGUGAUCUUGACACACAUUUGAAUUCUGGUCAGAUUUGAAAUCCUGUAAUAGUUCGUAAAGGCUUCUCCUAUGUACAGGCAGCUCCCAAGAAAACCUGGAGCAUGCAUGGGGGAAGAACAGCUUUUGGCUUGUAGUCCAUGAUCACACUUGUAGCCCAGUUCCUUUUGAUGGUGUUUGAGACCAGGGGUGCAGAUCCUGAUCCUUGGCGGAGGGGAAUAUGCACACCCCCCCAUUUCUGCAAAACAUUGUUUUCAGAAAUGUUGUUGAUUUAUGUUGGCAAGCUUUGAAUUGCAUACCUGUAAAUCACACAAUACAAAAAUCCCUUUUGUGUGUACAUUACCCUCACCCAGAGUCCUGACAUUGUGGAUCUGCACCCCUGAUGGAGGCUGUCCUCACAUUGGGAUUUCUCAUUGACUUGCCCAGUGUGUGGCCAGCCUCCUCUGUCCCGUAACCUUGUCAAAGUGGGAUCUUCUCAGGGAGACAUUUGUCCUUCUUUUCUUCCAUUGUAACUGAGUGAUUUAAGCACAGCAGUUAAAAAACAAAACAGUUACUAGAACAUUUUUCCAAAGGUUCAACUGUUAGUUGCUGUAUUCUAGUUUUUCAUAUUUUGGAGUAAUUCUUUACUAUAACAAACAAUUUCUUUUUACAUAAUAGGUAGCUGCUAGUCCAGUAAGAAAACAAAUCCAUGCCAGGCCGUACUAAACAUCAGAACACGCGUCAAGUUAACUUUUUUGUAUGGAAUCUAGUCAAAUGGCCCAGUCUCACUAUCGCCUGUUCUCCUCGAAUGUAUACAAGUUCAAAUUAAGAGGUUCAGUUGACUUGAGCAGAUUUUCCGCACAAUUAUAAUCUUUUUUUGGUAGGCAACAUGCAUUUAUCUCCAUGUGUUCUGAAGAUGACAUGUCUUUCUCUGCAAUUAAGGCCUACUAUUAACCGUUAUUAAUGGAAGCUAGCUGUACAAUGAAUUGGCCUUAGAAGGCUGUAUUUCUGGGGAUGGAUGAGGAGGUUGAUGCAUUUAUUUUGGUAACUGGUUGAUCCAUGCCUUCCUAUACAUUUUGGGUACCACUCCACCAAGUGGUUGUAGAGAUGUGUUUUUUCCUUACCAAUCCAAGUCAGUAGCUCUUAUAAUAAUAAACGUAUGUUCUUCCC